CGGAAGCGCUUGCUGGGUGCGGGCUGCAGCUCAAAGAUGGCGGCGGAGGAACCUCUGCAGAAGCCGGAGCCGCUGGGGGGGGACACGGAUGGAGUGAACUGUCUGGCAUACGACGAAGCCAUCAUGGCUCAGCAGGAUCGCAUCCAGCAGGAGAUUGCCGUCCAGAACCCUCUGGUGUCAGACAGACUGGAGCUGUCAGUUCUGUACAAGGAGUACGCGGAGGACGAUCACAUCUAUCAACAGAAGAUCAAGGACCUGCUCAAAAAGUACUCGUACAUCCGGAAGACGCGGCCCGACGGCAACUGCUUCUACCGGGCAUUUGGCUUCUCGCAUCUGGAGGCCCUACUGGAGGACAGCAAGGAGCUGCAACGGUUCAAGGAGAUCUCUGCCAAAAGCAAGGAGGACCUGGUGUCCCAGGGCUUCACAGAGUUCACAAUCGAGGAUUUCCAUAACACGUUCAUGGACCUGAUAGAGCAAGUGGAAAAGCAGAUCACGGUCCCUGAGCUCCUGGCCUCCUUCAACGACCAGAGCACCUCUGACUAUCUGGUGGUGUACCUGAGACUGCUGACCUCCGGCUACCUACAGCGUGAGAGCAAGUUCUUCGAGCACUUCAUCGAGGGAGGCCGCAGCAUCAAGGAAUUCUGCCAGCAGGAGGUGGAACCCAUGUGCAAAGAGAGCGACCACAUCCACAUCAUCGCCCUGGCUCAGGCCCUGAACGUGUCUAUCCUGGUGGAGUACAUGGACCGGGGCGAGGGUGGAGGCACUAACCCCCAUGUCUUCCCAGAGGGCUCGGAGCCCAAGGUGUAUCUACUGUACAGACCAGGACACUACGACAUCCUGUAUAAAUAGGUGCCGGCCAGCUGCCUCCGCUCCCUCCCCCCAGGCGUACCGUGGGCCCCCUCUCCCCGCACCAGCAGUCUCUGUGGUUGUAAAUGGUAAUCUCUCGCGCUGCUCUCUUUGUUUUCUGUUGUUACACUCGCCUUGCUGUGUUUUAUUAAAGGGAUGCUGGUGAAUGGA
Messenger RNA from Gopherus flavomarginatus (Mexican gopher tortoise), 1017 nucleotides. It is a transcript of the gene OTUB1, whose product is annotated as OTU deubiquitinase, ubiquitin aldehyde binding 1. Gene Ontology annotation, biological process: negative regulation of double-strand break repair; protein K48-linked deubiquitination. Gene Ontology annotation, cellular component: nucleus. The transcript is spliced from 7 exons. The coding region runs from base 37 to 849 and encodes 270 amino acids. The record is from RefSeq and is a predicted model, not a curated record. NCBI's taxonomy places the organism in Eukaryota, Metazoa, Chordata, Testudines, Testudinidae. Gene Ontology annotation, molecular function: cysteine-type deubiquitinase activity; ubiquitin binding.